This is a messenger RNA of Bursaphelenchus xylophilus (pine wood nematode), 648 nucleotides long. Lineage: Eukaryota; Metazoa; Nematoda; Chromadorea; Rhabditida; Aphelenchoididae. The record is from the annotation of a GenBank genome assembly.
AUGAGUAUUGUUUCGAAUGUCAAAGUAUGUAUUUGUGCUUUGUCGUGAUUGAAUCUGAUAUUUUACCGUGAUUUUAUGAAGAUUUUGUGUUCUUUUUCUAUCACUUACAAUUGUAAUUUAGGUUAUGGGCUGUACCCAAUCAAAGGAUUCGUUUUCGGAAAAGAACAAAUUGGAUUUGGACGAUCGACACACUUUUCGCAAUGUAAGUCGGCUUAUGAGAAGAGACGUUUUUGAAGUGUGGCGGCAUUUAAAAUUAGACGGUAGACUUUCUUCUAGCAUUUCUUUUAAAAAUUAUAUCUUUCCGCACAAAAUUAGUAGGAUGUGGCCAAGGGGACGUUUUUUUUUCAUCCAACUACUGAUCCUCAUUUUUAUCUUUUUUCGUCAGCAAAUGAUGAUCUAUAAUAAAUGUAGAAAUUUAACUGACUUGUAAAUUUCUUCUUUCAGAUAACCGACUUCAUCAAAAACGCCUCUCUAGAAAACGAUCUCUUUUAUCGCCGGAACCUGGCCGACAAUUGGCUGACUGAGAUGAAAUGCUGGCAAAUGGCGAAUCCGCAAUGGAUGACUGAGAGGCAUUAUCUUCUAAUUGAUCUACUGGAACGAGAGAAAGCGGAAAUUGAGGAGAUCAUAUACAAAAAGGAUGACAAUUAA